AUGUGCCCCCGCGCCGACGCCGUCCCGGACCCCGAGGCCCAGCGGCCGCCCGCGCCCCCCGGCCCCGCCUGCCGCCCGCUGCCCUGGGCCCUCAGCGUCGCGCUGCUGCUGCUGCUGCUCGCCGGCACCUGCGCCGCCUGCUGGCUCAGCGCCUGGGUCGCGCCCGCGGCCUCCGCGGCGCCCGGCCCCAGCCUCCCCCGCGUCCCCGAGCAGCCGCCCGACGCCCGCGCCCGCCUCCCCGACUCUCCGCAGGCCGUGUUCGCGCAGCUGGUGGCCCAAGAUGUACAGCUGACUGAAGGGCCCCUGCGCUGGUACAGCGACCCAGCCCUGGCAGGGGUGUUCCUGGGGCCUGGCCUGAGCUACGACCAGCACUCGCGGGAGCUGAUGGUGGCAGAGCCUGGCGUCUACUAUGUUUUCUUGCACCUGAAGCUGCAGCGGGUGGUAUCCAGCUUCGGCUCGGGCUCUGUCUCCGUUGCCCUGCACCUGCAGCCCCUGGGCACUGGGGCUGCGGCCCUGGCCCUGACCUUGGACCUGCCGCCUCCAUCCUCCAAAGCCCCGGACUCAGCCUCUGGUUUCCGAAGCAGCCUGCUGCACCUGGGCCCAGGCCAGCGCCUGGGCGUUCACCUGCGCGCAGAGGCGGGGGCACACCCUGCCUGGCAGCUUGCACAGGGCGCCACGAUCUUGGGCCUCUUCCGAGUGGCCACCAAAGUCCCUGCUGGACUCUCCCUGCCGCCAUGGCCCAUUGACACUGGGCCCGGGUACCCCCCGCCGGACAGAGAAUGAAUGCUGCCUUCUUUCACCGGG
Messenger RNA from Panthera uncia (snow leopard), 804 nucleotides. It is a transcript of the gene TNFSF9, whose product is annotated as TNF superfamily member 9. Gene Ontology annotation, biological process: positive regulation of cytotoxic T cell differentiation; positive regulation of activated T cell proliferation; immune response. Bases 1 to 783 code for a protein of 260 amino acids. The transcript is spliced from 3 exons. The record is from RefSeq and is a predicted model, not a curated record. Lineage: Eukaryota; Metazoa; Chordata; Mammalia; Carnivora; Felidae. Gene Ontology annotation, molecular function: tumor necrosis factor receptor binding. Gene Ontology annotation, cellular component: plasma membrane.